CCCUAUUUGUCUCUGUUUGCGUGUUUGGUGCUUAGUUUGUCCACUGCUGCAGUGUUAUACAUAAUAUUUUUAUUUAAUAAAGAAAGGGAUUUCUUUAUGUUAGUCAAUAGUCAAGCAUAUGGAUCGAUAAAGGAGAAUCAUAUUCAACCUAAUCUCUCUCACUCUCGCUCGUACGCAGACAAUGAAGUAUGAGCAAUGGAUUCUCACAGCAGCAAUCCUUCUUCAGAUGUUUCUUACAAGUACAACAGAAUCUCUCUCAGAAGCUAAUAAAAUCCUCAAAUUGCCAGGGCAACCACAGGUCAGCUUCCAGCAAUAUGCAGGAUAUGUAACCAUUGAUGAGAAGCAACAAAGAGCACUUUUCUACUACUUUGUUGAGGCAGAAACAGAUCCAGCUUCAAAGCCACUUGUUCUUUGGUUAAAUGGAGGGCCUGGUUGUUCAUCUAUUGGAGCUGGAGCAUUUGUUGAGCAUGGUCCUUUUAAACCCAGUAAAGGCGUGCUAUUAAAAAAUGAUUAUAGUUGGAAUAAAGUAGCAAAUAUGUUAUAUCUGGAAUCACCUGCAGGAGUUGGGUACUCCUACUCUGCCAAUAAAUCUUUCUACAACUCCGUAAACGAUGAUAUUACAGCUAGAGACAAUCUUGAAUUCCUCAACCGGUGGUUUACGAAGUUCCCGGAGUAUAAGGGUAGAGAUUUCUUCAUCACUGGUGAAAGCUAUGGAGGUCAUUAUGUUCCACAGCUUGCAGAACUGAUAAUCCAAUCCAAACUGAAGUUCAACCUGAAGGGUAUUGCUAUAGGGAAUCCACUUCUGGAAUUCAAUACUGACUUCAAUUCGGUAGCAGAGUUCUGGUGGUCACACGGGUUGAUAUCAGAUUCAUCAUAUGAAAUGUUCAAUACGGUUUGUAACUACUCACAAAUUAGAAGACAGCAUCAAAGUGGAACUUUGACUCCUGGUUGCUCUGACGUAAAUAGACAAGUUUCAAGAGAAAUUAGUAAAUUUGUCGAUGCUUAUGAUGUGACCCUGGAUGUCUGUUUGCCUUCUAUUGCAUCACAAUCUCAUAGGUUGAAUAAAGGAUUAUAUAUGGGGAAAAUAGAUGUAUGUGUAGAAGAUGAGACAACUACAUACUUAAACCAGAAAGAUGUGCUGGAAGCUCUGCAUGCUAGGCUUGUUGGAGUUCCUCAAUGGACGGUUUGUAGCGAUGUGCUGAAAUAUGAGAUGCAAAAUCUAGAAGUGCCUACCCUUUCUGUGCUGGGUGUUCUUAUCAAAUCUGGCAUCCGAAUCUUGGUUUACAGCGGAGAUCAAGACUCAGUUAUCCCUCUGACUGGAACACGAGGCCUAGUCAAUGGAUUGGCGAAGCAGUUGGGACUAAACACUACUGUGCCUUAUAGGGUCUGGUUUGAAGGAAGACAGGUUGGUGGAUGGACACAAAUCUAUGGGGACAUCUUAUCCUAUGCAACAAUUAGAGGAGCAUCUCAUGAAGCUCCGUUUUCACAACCAGAAAGAUCGCUCGUUCUAUUCAAUGCAUUUGUAGGAGGAAAGCCACUACCUGACCAAACCCAAACCUGAUUAACUUGACAAAUUUUUUCUUCCCCUUUUAUUGCCAAUUCUCUCUCUUUCACAUGACAAGAGAGUGGGCAUAUGGUGGGUGAUUGAAUUUGCAAAUACCUAGGGACUUUUAUCGAACACCUGGUCUGCUAAUAAGUAACACCAAAUGGGCAAUUGUGUGGUCUGAUUCUUACAUAUAUGCAAAAUUCAGUCUCUUGACUUUCCUUCGAUCA
Tripterygium wilfordii is the source of this 1773-nucleotide messenger RNA. Its product is annotated as serine carboxypeptidase-like 45. Gene Ontology annotation, biological process: proteolysis. The transcript has 10 exons. Gene Ontology annotation, cellular component: vacuole. NCBI's taxonomy places the organism in Eukaryota, Viridiplantae, Streptophyta, Magnoliopsida, Celastrales, Celastraceae. The record is from RefSeq and is a predicted model, not a curated record. Gene Ontology annotation, molecular function: serine-type carboxypeptidase activity. The coding region runs from base 182 to 1561 and encodes 459 amino acids.